Molecule: messenger RNA, 3638 nt
Organism: Hemicordylus capensis (graceful crag lizard)
Lineage: Eukaryota; Metazoa; Chordata; Lepidosauria; Squamata; Cordylidae
Gene: USP10
Product: ubiquitin specific peptidase 10
Exons: 14
Coding region: 335-2716 (793 amino acids)
Biological process (GO): DNA damage response, signal transduction by p53 class mediator; protein deubiquitination; regulation of autophagy
Cellular component (GO): cytosol; nucleus; early endosome
Molecular function (GO): cysteine-type deubiquitinase activity; cysteine-type endopeptidase activity
Source: RefSeq, a predicted model, not a curated record
AGAGCGAGAGGGGGGCGGGAAGACGCGCAGGCGCAGCGGCAGAGAGAGCGAGCCAGCAAGAGCGCCUCCUCCUCUUCGUCCUCCCCUCGGCCGCCGCCUCCUCCUCCCGCUGUCUGUUCCCGCCCUCCCGCGCAGGCGCAGUCGCCCGCCCCGCUUGUGCGGGGUGGUGAGUGUGUGUGUGAGUGUGCGCGCGGUGUGCGAGAGAGAGAGGAGACAAGAUGGCGGCGGCGGUGGCGGGGCAGCCCGCCGCGUGAGGCGCUGAGGGGGUCGCCGCCGAGCCUGCCUCCCCGCCCCGCCCCGCCUCCUCCCCCGCAGCCGGGGCCGAGGACCAGCCAUGGCCGUCAACGGCGCGCAGUACAUAUUUGGGGAAUUCUCCGAUGACGAAUUCAAUCUAUUCUUUGUGACUCCUCGCUGCUUUGUUGAGUUGCCUCCCUACAAUGAAACCAUUUCAUGUGGCCUUAAGUCCACAGGAGAGCUUCACGAUGGGGAAGAGUAUCAGAGAAUUGAAUUUGGUGUUAAUGAGGUUAUUGAGACCGAUUCAUCUGUGCUGAACAAUAAUGACUACAGCAUUUCGAGUACUCUAAAUCCUCAGGCGCCUGAAUUCAUUCUUGGUUGUGCGCCUGCCCAGAAAACGCCCAACGAUGUCCUCAACGAAGCCAACUACAGCUCCAUUGACUGUCAGUUCGCCGAUUCUGCUCUUGCUUUGGAUAGUGGUUCUAAUGCAGAGAACGAUAGUUUACCUGGAAGUCUGGGGCAAAGGGAGCGCAAAAAGAAGAAGAAAAGACCCCCUGGAUAUUACAGUUAUUUGGAAGAUGCCAGCGAUGGGAUUGUUCCAUCUGAGGCUUUGGUAAACGGGCAUGCAAGUUCACCGGGACUUAACAGCAUAAGCACAGAGGAUGUGGAACUUUCAGGUGACCUGCCCUUGGUCACUCCGAGGACUUGUAACAGCCCCGACAACUCCGUGGACUUCACUAGUGAAGCUGUGUCUGACGAUUCAGUUUCUAGCACGCUAGAUGCUACCAGGACUGCAGGGCAGCCUGAAGUAUGCAGUGUUACUAAUUUGGAACAGUCUUGCGUCCCUUCCGAGGCGGGGAGGGAUAGCCCAUUAAGGACAGCUGUUGUCCAGCCUUAUGCUGGUACUGAUACUACUGAAAACCUUGGUGUUACUAAUGGACAAACACUUGAAUCCUCUAGUGAGGGCACAGCUGCCAAUGGGGUAGACUUGCACACUGUGGAAAGCACUGACUCAGACCAAGCUAAGCCCGAGGAUGCUUCGUCUACUACUGAGGCAGCCCCUCUUGUUUCAGGAUCAGUCACAGUUAAUCAGCCUGCGAAAUCGUGGGCCAGUCUCUUUCACAACUCCAAGCCCUCUGUUUCCACACCUAUGGCCUAUGUGGAGACUAAGUAUACCCCUCCUGCCACAUCUCCUGUGGUCCCUGAGAAACAGGUUGAAGUCAAAGAGGGGCCUGUUCCAGUUUCUGAGGAUCCUGUAGCCAUAAAGAUUGCAGAAUUGCUGGAAAAUGUAAAAUUAAUACAUAAGCCAGUAUCCUUGCAACCACGAGGACUGAUCAAUAAAGGAAACUGGUGUUAUAUCAACGCUACACUGCAAGCUUUGGUUGCUUGCCCUCCUAUGUAUCACCUAAUGAAGUCCAUUCCAAUGUAUUCGAAAUCACAGAGGCCGUGUACUUCGACACCAAUGAUAGACAGCUUUGUCCGCCUAAUGAAUGAGUUUACAAACAUGCCGGUGCCUCCGAAGGCAAAACAAGCAUUGGGUGAUAAAAUUGCAAGAGACAUCCGGCCUGGGGCUGCCUUUGAACCAACGUACAUCUAUAGAUUGCUGACAGUUAUCAAGUCAAGCCUGUCGGAAAAGGGCAGGCAAGAAGAUGCUGAAGAGUACCUGGGAUUUAUUCUAAAUGGCCUGCAUGAGGAAAUGCUGAUUUUGAAGAAAUUGCUAUCUCCUCACAGUGAAAAACUUGCAGUUUCCAACGGCCCAGAGACACAGCCUGUGAAUGAAGAGGAGGAACAAGAGGAGCAAGGCGGAGGCAGCGAGGACGAAUGGGAGCAAGUUGGACCACGCAACAAGUCCUCUGUUACUCGGCAGGCAGAUUUCAUCCAGACGCCCAUCACGGAUAUAUUUGGCGGCCACAUAAGGUCUGUCGUUUACCAACAGAGUUCAAAGGAGUCUGCAACUCUGCAGCCCUUUUUCACUCUGCAGUUGGAUAUCCAGUCUGAAAAGAUACGCACGGUCCAGGAUGCGCUGGAAAGCUUGGUGGCAAGAGAGUCUGUCCAGGGUUACACCACAAAAACCAAGCAGGAGGUGGAGAUCAGCCGCAGAGUAACGCUCGAAGAACUCCCUCCAGUUCUUGUCCUGCACCUCAAGCGAUUUGUCUAUGAGAAAACUGGGGGGUGCCAGAAACUCAUUAAAAAUAUUGAAUAUCCCGUUGACCUGGAAAUAAGUAAAGAGCUGCUGUCACCUGGGGUCAAAAGUAAGAUUUUUAAAGGCCAAAGAACCUACCGGCUCUUUGCAGUUGUUUACCAUCAUGGGAACAGCGCAACUGGUGGACAUUAUACAACCGACGUCUUCCAGAUCGGCCUCAACGGCUGGCUGCGCAUAGACGACCAGGCCGUCAAGGUGAUCACACAGUACCAGGUGGUGAAGCCGUCUGCUGAGCGCACAGCCUACCUCCUGUACUAUCGCCGAGUUGACCUGCUUUGAAGCCUCCCCUCCUUCUGCUGUUUGCCAGAUUUCCUGCUUUCUAGAACACCAAGUCUCUCUAACUCCUCCCUCCCCCACCCCAUGCUCUUCCGAGUGAAUCCUUCCCCCCUUCUCCACCCCCCCCCUUUACAACUAUGGAAUAGAGUGAAAGGAAAACUACCUUUUUGGGGUUUGUGAACCACCCAGUUGGUGUUGCUGACUUUGCCCAAUGAGGUGUUUGGGGUUUGAAAGACUGUCUCACGAAUCACACACAGAGUAUUUUUUGUGUUAAUGCUGAAUCCUAAGAGAUUGAAAAAAAAAGGGGGGUUGCAGCUGAUUCCCACUUUCUAAUUGCAUCGUAGAAUUUGCCCUGCACCAGCAACAGAACUUGUAGAUUUCUGUGAAAAUGUUUUAUCUUUACUUAAAUAAAAAACUUUUAAAAAAAAAUACUCUACAUCUUCCCCCAACACUAGUUUUUUUUAUAAAUGGUAAAAUAUGAGCCAGUGUCUUAUUAAGAAAAAAGUAUGUUCCUCCUUUAAAAAGAAAAAAAAUAACCUACCAAAAAAAAAGAGGCAUGAUAUACAGAGUUGCUGGUUCCUGGUAGGGAGAAAUACACAUUUUAAUAAUUGUGCGAUGAGAAACUGCUUAAGUACACAUUGCAGAUCAAAAUACUUGGAGUUAAGAUGUUAGUCUAUAUAGAUGGGUGAUUGUAACUUUAUUGCUAUUAAGAGAUUUCAAUACUGCAUUUAUGCUUCUGUGUACAUGGGAUUUUAAAACAAAAUGGGCAAAAUAAUGAAGGUUGAUAUUUCUUUUGGUCUGCUUUGUUUAAUUUUGCUGUCUGCUCUCCUAUAAUGUUGAGUUCCUAAGUGUACACAGUCUAGUGAUAUCUAGGAGUAUAAAGUUGUCGCCCAUCAAUAAAAAAAAGUCACAAAGUUGGUUUAAA